This is a messenger RNA of Peronospora matthiolae, 1095 nucleotides long. NCBI's taxonomy places the organism in Eukaryota, Oomycota, Peronosporomycetes, Peronosporales, Peronosporaceae. The record is from the annotation of a GenBank genome assembly.
AUGAAUAUGUUGGAUGAUGAAGAUGACCAAAGCUUUCACGCUACGCGUGACGGCUACUCCCAUUUGAGCGAUGUCGAAUGGGAUGCGGUUGAACGAAUGGGUUCGACCAUGGGCAUCCAUGCUGUUAGCGUCAUGCUAGAGGCUCUCAAUAGAGAUGCCCAACAUGCUACUAUCGCCAAGUUCAUUCAAAAUGAACUUGACGCUGAACGCGAGAAAGUAGCCUUGCUUCACCAACAAGGUUCUCAACAAUCAGAGUUGUUGAGAGAACAGGGUGCUCAACAGUUUGAACUGUUGAGACAGCAGCAGGCUGCUGCUGCUGGCGGGUCGAUGCACUCGCGUCGACCCGAGACUUUGAAGAUUGACAUCUCCAAGGCGCGUCGCAUCGACGACGGGGAUAUGCAAGUUGCAUUUGCCCAGUCAAAUCUGGCAGGACGUGCCAAGACUUGGGCACUGGGGCUCAAGUUGCACGACCCAUAUGCGUUUGGGUCGUUGGAAGUCUUCAAGUCGCGGCUCAGACAAACGUUUGAACCGCCUAGAGCUGAGUUCAGGGCUCGAACCGAACUCUUGAAGCUCAAACAGGGUAAGCGUGAUGUGCACGCUUACGCUCAACAUAUACGACAUCUCACGAGUUGUAUAAGUUCCAAUCCGGUGGAUGAACACACGUUGGUUUCGGUGUUCAUGCAGGGUCUUGCGGAUGGUCCCGUCAAGACUCACCUGUUCCGGCUUGAACUAGAUUCACUAGAACAAGCCAUUUCCAUUGCGGAGCAGGAAGACUUCAGUCUGAGACAGGCUCGCGCCAGCUCGACAUCAUAUCGUCAACCGAGACGAUAUGACAACGGAGGUCCAGAGCCGAUGGAACUCUGUUAUGUAGAGAGCGAGAAGGCUCGCUCUACAGGCUACAAGAAGUUGCAGAGAUGCAACAGAUGUCAAAAGACAGGACACUACGCUUACGAGUGUAGUGCCCCUCGUCCAGUGUCUCGCGACACUGGGCGUAGUGACCGUCCACCCAUGAGAAAGGGGCAGGGACGAGGGUCCGCAGUUGGUGCAAAGACGCAACAACGGGAUGGACCGUCAAAAAACGGACAGGAUCAGUAG